Molecule: messenger RNA, 6685 nt
Organism: Xenopus tropicalis (tropical clawed frog)
Lineage: Eukaryota; Metazoa; Chordata; Amphibia; Anura; Pipidae
Gene: dgkb
Product: diacylglycerol kinase beta
Exons: 25
Coding region: 474-2861 (795 amino acids)
Biological process (GO): signal transduction; glycerolipid metabolic process; phospholipase C-activating G protein-coupled receptor signaling pathway
Cellular component (GO): cytoplasm
Molecular function (GO): kinase activity; calcium ion binding; transferase activity
Source: RefSeq, a predicted model, not a curated record
AAAACAGACACACACAAGAGAGGUGGAGGAGGGGGAAAUAAACAGGGCAAUCAAUUGUAAUGAAACCCCUAUUAAAUCCUCUAGAUGGAGCAAGCUGUAACUCUGUUUUAUUUCAUUAGUCUUGUAAGGCUGAGAAAGAUCAUAGUGUUUGAAUUGUUCCAUUAACACCAAGGACAACAGCAAGAGGGGAAAAACUGUGUUCUGUGCUGCCUGCCUCUCUAUGCAAACUGUUAUUUGGUUGGAUAGAAGGAAAUCCGUAGCAGUCCAGUCAGCCCCCAAAGCAAGUGUCUGCACUCGUAAGAGAAGUCCAUGCUGCAGUUGUAACCCCAGACUGUUUAAAUGCAAGAUGACUUCAUAGGGGAUUUCAUCACUGUUAAUGGCAGACUAAAGGCUCUUGAGAAUUGGAAGGAAACAAUUUUAAUUAUUACUGCCUUCAAAGUGUCACAUUUGUUCUUUAUGUAACUGGAAGCUCUAUGACCAUCAUGACUAACCAAGAAAAGUGGGUCAAUCUCAGCCCUGCAGAAUUCUCUCAGCUUCAAAAAUAUGCAGAAUAUUCAACAAAGAAACUUAAAGACGUUUUGGAAGAAUUCCAUGGCAAUGGUGUUUUGGCAAAAUAUAAUCCAGAAGAGAAGCAAGAUAUUCUUAAACAAGCAAUCGACUUUGAAGGUUUCCAGUUAUUCAUGAAAACCUUUCUUGAAGCUGAACUUCCAGAUGAAUUCUGCAAGCAUCUCUUUAUGUCAUUCAGUAACAGAUUUCAUAACCCCAGCCCCUCCAUUCAAAGCAAAUCUCAGCUUCUCUCUGGAGGUCUCAGAAUGAACUACAGAAGUAACAGUUCAUCACGAUCAUCCUCCCCGGUUUCUCUGCGACCCCCAGAUGUGAUCCAGCUGAAAGAUAUUGUUUGUUAUUUAUCACUUCUAGAAAGAGGAAGGCCUGAGGAUAAACUAGAAUUUAUGUUUCGACUGUACGACACCGAUGGAAAUGGAUACCUGGACAGUACGGAACUGGAAAGUAUCAUUACACAGAUGAUGCAUGUGGCUGAAUACUUGGAAUGGGAUGUCACAGAGCUUAAUCCUAUUCUCCAUGAAAUGAUGGAAGAAAUUGAUUAUGACCAUGAUGGGACUGUGUCUCUAGAGGAAUGGAUUCAAGGGGGGAUGACGACAAUUCCACUACUAGUUCUUCUUGGGCUAGAAAAUAAUGUUAAGGAUGAUGGACAGCAUGUGUGGAGACUGAAACACUUUAACAAGCCUGCCUACUGUAAUCUCUGCUUGAAUAUGCUAAUAGGCCUGGGAAAGCAAGGUUUAUGUUGUUCCUUCUGCAAGUAUACGGUCCAUGAAAGGUGUGUAUCCCGAGCACCUCCUUCAUGUAUUAAAACAUAUGUGAAAUCAAAAAAGGAUACAAAUGUAAUGCACCAUUUUUGGGUAGAGGGAAACUGCCCCACGAAAUGCGAAAAGUGUCACAAAGCCAUUAAAUGUUACCAAGGCCUGACGGGGCUUCACUGUGUAUGGUGUCAGAUUACACUUCACAAUAAAUGCGCUUCUCAUCUUAAACCUGAAUGUGACUGCGGACCACUGAAGGAUCACAUUUUACCUCCUACAACGAUCUGCCCUGUUGUAUUGGAAAGACAGUCAACUUUAAAGAGAGAAAAAAACUGUUCUCAACAAGGAAACAAAUGCGGAGAAAGAAUAAAAAUGCAAAGAGCAAAUUCUGUAACAGUGGAUGGGCAAGGUCUCCAGAUUACUCCUAUUUCAGGAACACAUCCACUUCUAGUUUUUGUAAAUCCAAAGAGUGGGGGGAAACAAGGCGAAAGGAUACAUAGGAAAUUUCAAUACCUUUUAAAUCCAAGACAGGUUUAUAGUCUUGCUGGAAUUGGACCUAUGCCAGGAUUAAAUUUCUUUCGUGAUGUUCCAGAUUUCAAAGUUCUUGCAUGUGGAGGUGAUGGAACGGUUGGUUGGAUUCUAGAUUGUAUUGACAAAGCCAACUUGAUAAAACAGCCUCCCGUGGCCGUCUUGCCUCUUGGUACUGGCAAUGACUUAGCAAGGUGUUUAAGAUGGGGAGGAGGCUAUGAAGGCGAGAACCUCAUGAAGUUUCUUAAAGAUAUUGAAAUUGCCACAGUAGUUCUACUUGAUAGAUGGAAGAUUGAUGUUAUUCCAAAUGAUAAGGAUGAAAAAGGAGACCCAGUGCCUUACAGCAUCAUAAACAAUUAUUUUUCAAUUGGAGUGGAUGCAUCCAUUGCACAUAGAUUUCAUCUAAUGCGAGAAAAACAUCCAGAAAAGUUCAACAGUAGGAUGAAGAAUAAAUUUUGGUACUUUGAAUUUGGAACCUCUGAAACUUUCUCAGCAACAUGCAAAAAAUUACAUGAAGCAAUUGAAAUUGAAUGUGAUGGUAUUCAGAUGGACCUGGGCAAUAUUUCUCUGGAAGGAAUUGCUAUUCUUAACAUUCCAAGUAUGCAUGGUGGCUCAAAUCUCUGGGGAGAAACCAAAAAACGAAGAAGCAAUAGAAGAACUGACAAGAAAAACUCAGAUAAGAGAACGACUGUGACUGAUGCUAAAGAGCUUAAAUUUGCUGCACAAGAUCUGAGUGAUCAACUACUGGAAGUGGUUGGACUAGAGGGAGCAAUGGAAAUGGGACAAAUUUAUACUGGUUUAAAGAGCGCUGGAAGACGUCUUGCACAAUGCUCAUCUGUAGUCUUAAGAACUAGCAAGUCACUGCCAAUGCAGAUCGAUGGGGAACCUUGGAUGCAAACACCAUGUACGAUCAAGAUUACCCACAAGAAUCAAGCCCCAAUGUUAAUGGGGCCUCCUCCAAAAAAUGGACUUUUCACUUCUCUCAUUAAAGGAUCAAGAAGCAAGAUGAAGGAAUAGGUCCAUCAAGAAUCAUGCAAUCUGGUCUUCAGUAUGACUUUACUGGGAUUCUUUACUGACAGUACAAAAAUAUGGGUUGGCUUUAUGGUUUCCUAAGUUAUAAGUAUUAAUAUCAUUUUAAUUUAUUUAUUGCAACAAAUUUUAAGUUAUUUGGCAUGUGUAAUCGUUUAUAUAUAUUUAUUGCAACAGCCUAUAUUUUUGCAUGCCUUUUUAUUUAUUUGUUCUUCCCACCCGCUCCCCGUUUGUACUAUAUUCAAACCACAUCUAACAAAUACCGAUUCCAGACUUCAGUCAACAGCACAGUGACAAGUGCUUCAAAGAGAAGGGUGUAACUGACAGUGAAAACCAUUGACAAUGAAGAAACGAUCAAUUUAUUUUUACCUGUCGACAGCAAAGUGCUUGGCGCUGUCACCUCAUCAUGACCAUGCCCGUUAGUAUUAGUGUCAUUCUAUACAGGCCUACAAAUAACAUGCCAUAUUUAUAAACUGCUUGCUUAAUAAACUGUUUCCCACCAAAGCUUUACUGAGUAAGACUGAAGUAAUGAGUUAAUGCAUAAUUAAUCAAGGACAUUGCAUGAAAUUCACAGUCAAAAAUGUACUGUUCUUUUGAUUACCUUGCCAAGUGCUGAGAUUAGAAACAAGUGCAUUAAGCAAACAAAACUCUUAUUUCAUGUCUGCAGUAUUGCUGUGUAAGAUAUCGAUGUAGUUAUAGUCACAGGAAGCUAGAUAGCAAAUAACAAACCACCAGAGAAUAUGCCCUUACCGCCCUGUCGGACAUAUACUCCAGUGAAAAUGCAGUUUUUAAAAUGUUUUCUUUUUCUACUGGGUUAAAACACAGAUAGAGUUGAACUGAGGUAGCACCAAACAAGAGAUAACCGUAUCUGUGAGCACUCUGACUCAUUUAUAAACACAUAAUGCUGGUCACUAUAGCAUGAAGAUAUAUAUGAACUCAUUGCUUGUCAGACCACACUGAACAAAAUUUAUAGAGACACUCCCUCAAAUUCUAGGGCUUGUGCAGAACAUAUUUUUUUGCCGAUUGUUUUAAUUAAAUAAAUAUCUAUGGUUUCUAUUAUUUCUGCCACUAAAGAAGAAUAUGAAGCCAGUUUUACUUUAGCACUUUCUGUCUUUUCCAGGCCACAGAACUAUAAAGAAGCUGAAAAAAACUAAUUACCAGUCAACUGAGAGGCCCAUGAUAAUGGUCUGCUCGAAGGCUGCUCAAAGUAGCAGUAGUAAAGAAAAAAAAAUCUAACUUUCAAAUGCUUUAUAAUGGCAAAAAAAGGCAAGAAAAUAGGCAGUCAUUUCAACACAAGUCCUAUUUAUCGUGUUAAUUUAUAGCAAAAGUGUUUUUAUGUGUAAACUUUCCCUUUAAUGUCUCAUGCUUCAGUUCCAUGUGGUUGCAGUUAAUAUUUCAUUAUUAAAAAUAUAGGAAAAAUAUAUGAACCCAAUGACUCCCUGAUCAAUAAACUGGAUUUGUCAGAGUGACAGCUCGGCUCAGACAAAAAGACGUAAGAAAAUCUAUUUCCACCUAAGAAAGUUGGAUUUCAUGUCUGUUGAAGGGACAUUAUAUUAACCAGUUAUGGAAUUUGGAAACAAUUCGAUUUGUUUGUUAGUUUUUUUGCUGAGUGAAACAAGCAAACUCCCAUACCUAGUUCCAACCCUAUUUAGGGGCUCAUUUAUGGAUGCUCAAAUUUUAAAUUUUUGCCAAGUUUUGACAUUUUUUGCACUAAAACUCCUGAAUUCAAGUGAGGGUGUCUAAAACUCAAAUAUUUCAUAUUUAUUAGCGAACAAACUGGAAUGUAAGAUGUCGGCAUGUAAAAGCUUGCAAGCUCACGUAGUGGCAGUAAAACGUAAGGGACUUUCAUUCGUUCUAGUCAAUUUUAUGGGAAAUUUUGUGAGAGUUCGUAGAACCAGAUAAAAAUAAUGAGGAGAAUGCAAAUACAUUGUAUUCAAGUUUUCUUCAUGGUCGAAUUCGAUCAAGUUUUUUAUAUUCAAACUUCUUUUUUUAAUAUUUUUUUUUUUAUAUAUUCAAGUUUCUAAAUACAAAAGCACACAUUUGAGUUUGGUAAGUUUUAGAGUCAAUUCAAAUUUUGAUAGGCCUCCCCUCUGUUAGAGUCUAGCAAACAAAUAAAUAUAUAUAUAGGCUCCAUUAACCAUAUUAGUAACUAUUAGUUUCACUUUGUUUUUUGUCAUUUUGAGAAAACAUUUUUUACCUACUGCCUGUAAAUAUGUUUUCAUAUAUACAUGUAUUACAUAAAUACAUAUCAUGACUAGCGAUGGGCAAAAUAAUUCGCCAGGCAUUAGCGGAUUUUUUCGAGAAACGAGUGUCAAAACUCAGUGCAGGACAAAAAAUUGUCGCCCACAUCAAAAAAUUGUUGCACAUGUAGAAAAAUGACGCACAUCGAGCAACAUUUUCGCUGUUUCGCGACUCUUUUGAAACAUCCGCAAAUUUUUGGGUGAAGCAAAACAGGACAGAUUCACUAAUCACUAAUCAUGACAAAAUGGUUUGGAUUUUUCCAUAUGUUUAGUACUAUUCCCCCACCAAAUGUUUUCCCUUUACUAACCCUAAACGUGUUUGCUGCAGUCAUGCCAGACACGUAUGUUAUGCAAUCUUCAUGUCUAUAUGUAUAUUGAUUUCACUGAUUAAAAAGGACUUCACAGGGGCCAAUAUUGGUAACCAACUCUGUAUUAACUUUUGGCUUUUGUAAAUGGACAACAUGGUGGCAUCCCCAGCCAAUUGAAUUGGGAUUCUUUUACAUUUAAACAAGGAGGGUAUCAAAACCCCACUGGACAAGGACUCUAUCAGGUUAUGGAUUUGGUUCUGUCCUGAUAGGUCUGCACUUGGGCCACAUAAUCAACCUAAUUUGGCCACACACUUGCAUCUGCUUUUUUGGCAACCUCACUAAAGAAGCAGAUCUUGCUUAGUAGGGUGAGCUUUAACUAUAGUAUUAUUAUUAUGUAACUGGCAGUCAGUGUCUACUGAUAGCAAAUCAACUGCCAAAUGAAAUAAAGGGGUGGGGAUAGUUCCUUCAGUUAAUUUUUCUGACCUCAGUCAGAUCAUAGCUGUAAUGGAAAUGCUGUAACUAGGGACCAACACCUUCUUGCCCUGUGUGGUUGCUCAGUUGCAAGUUCAGACUAUUGCUAGAAAUUUUACUCAAGCAACAGCCGGAGAACCAUCAGCUGAACCCGCUGCUCAGCCCAGGGGCCCAUAGAAGCACUGCCCUGCAUUAUAUCUUAGGGUAUCUGUGAGUAUUCACACAACCCCUUUUGAAAGCAUUAUGUCACAGGUCUUUUUAAAAUCUAUCCUAUUUGUUUCCAAAAUUAGAUUUUUCUGCCUUAAUCCAAAGAAUCUUCUCAUUUCUAAAAGGUAUGUAGAAAUAUACAUUCUCAAAUUUGAAACAGCUUCUAAUAUCAAACUAUAAAUAUCUUGUAAAUUGUGACAGUGGCAUUAGUCUAUUAACUGCUGUUUCUUCUACAAACCACGUCACAUUUUGCGCUUUUUAAUUCUAUAAAUGUUUACAAAGAAAAUCUUAUUAUAUCAGAGCACUUCAGAGGAAAUUAAUGUUUUUACAUGUUUAUUGCAGUGUUUUUCUUAUUAGAUGUGCAAUUUUUUGUAGUAGAGUAGUAAUUUCCAAUAUCUAUUAAUAUGUGUGUAUGUAAUACCUGUUAUGCUUUGUCUUUAUGAUGUGUAUAUAUAUAUAUAUAUAGCAACAGCUGUCUUUUGUCAGAAUUGUAUAUGUGAUUGUUUAACAACUGAUGAAUGGCAAUGCUUCCUGCCAUAAAAUCUGCGAUACUAAAUAAAAAUAAAUUUCUAUAUGUGCAACCAUA